Messenger RNA from Crotalus tigris (Tiger rattlesnake), 1335 nucleotides. It is a transcript of the gene PPP1R1C, whose product is annotated as protein phosphatase 1 regulatory inhibitor subunit 1C. Bases 606 to 872 code for a protein of 88 amino acids. The record is from RefSeq and is a predicted model, not a curated record. Gene Ontology annotation, molecular function: protein phosphatase inhibitor activity. The transcript is spliced from 5 exons. Gene Ontology annotation, cellular component: cytoplasm. Lineage: Eukaryota; Metazoa; Chordata; Lepidosauria; Squamata; Viperidae. Gene Ontology annotation, biological process: intracellular signal transduction.
GUAGCUUCUCUGUCAAUUAGAGAGACGGCAUCAGUAGAGAACCUUCUGAUGUUGUCCUCACCUGCUUCAAAUGCCAUCUUCACAUAUCAGUUUUGCAAGCUUCCUAAUCACAGAUCUAUCAAUAAUUCAGGGCCCAUCAGCAAUACUCCGAAGGGCGGGCUCUUACCCUGCACUUUGGUACUGUCAGCAAAUAAUGUGCCGUACACAGAUUCUCCAUUUCAAAUCCCAGGGCAGCAGACCAACUCUAGCUAGUAUUGUAUUUUCAAUUAGCUUCUGAGUGAAUGCUUGGCAUUUGCAGAAGGGAAUCUGCACACAAUUAGCUUCUUGUUCCUUUCAGCUUGAUGCUGAGUGGAUCAUCUGGAGAACUGGAGGAAGAAGAACAGCAUCUCUGAGAAGGGACAUUGCUGUGGAUGUAGAAGGAAGAAGGGGGUUUUGCAGCUCAAGCAAUUUCUGCUCGCUCUACCUCAGAAAUUAUUGUGAUUGUUAAGGAGCGUUGGGCUUCAAGGAGUUUGCCAGGAGAUAAGAAGAGAAGGAACUUUCUUGUCUCUCCUUUCAGCAGGCCAGAUCUCCCCACCCUCCCCCUACUGCUAUUCCUAAAUACUGUCAUGGAACCAAACAGUCCUAAAAAGAUACAAUUUGCUGUACCAUUAUUUCAAAGUCAAAUAAAUUCUGAAGCAGCUGAACAGAUCAGGAAAAGAAGGCCCACCCCAGCAUCCUUAGUAAUUAUGAAUGAUUCAUCUCCUGAAAUAGAUGAGAAGAGAAUGAACAACAACUCCCAAGAUGAAUCACAGAAUGUCUCCCCUAAACAGAGGAAGCAGAGUGUCUAUGCUGCACCUGCCAUGAAAGGUACUGUUGAGGAAUUAAGCAUCUAAAAACCCAGAAGGACUUGGCAUUUCCAGAGGAAGAGGAAGGAGUCUGUGAAAGAGAUGAGGAAUAGCACCCUCAAUAGCACCCAACCUCUUGUGAAAAAGUCUCAAUGGUCAAAUAUGAAACUGCUCAACUUUUCAGUACCUACUGUGGAACUUUAUGGCUUAUGUUCCUGACCCAAAACAGUCUUCAUCCUGGUACCUAAGAAAAGGAGGGUUUUGCAGUGCAAUUCAUCAUUUGCAGAACUGGCCUAUGGUACCUCCUCGGUGAAGACAGUUGCUUCUUUCUCCUUGCCUUUUCCUUUUCUUUGUAGUAACUCAACUUAUAUGCCAUAUAUACAAAUAUAUGGUUUCCAAAGGUGUUGGCUCUACUAUCUUAAAUUCCAAGUGUGGGCUGCAGCCUAAAAUCAGUUGUAAAUAGUGCAGAUUUAAAUGCUACAAAAUAAAUACGAUGUACAUUUAGACUAAA